Molecule: messenger RNA, 2430 nt
Organism: Paramisgurnus dabryanus
Lineage: Eukaryota; Metazoa; Chordata; Actinopteri; Cypriniformes; Cobitidae
Source: RefSeq, a predicted model, not a curated record
AUGGAUUUUUUUUUGCCGAAUGCUGUGCCGAACUUUGACUAUGUCCUUGAUAUCGGACUUUCGUCAAAAUUCGGGCGCGCUGCCGGUGGUUUAAAUCCAUGUGGAGGAGAGGAGGAUGACGAGGAGGAGAUGGUGGAUGUUUAUCCAACACGUACUGAGGCGAAACGCCAAAGAGUGUUGGGAUGGAGAUGUGAUGAUGGUGGAAUGGAUUUUGCUCUUCCGAGUGCCGUCCCUGACAAUGUCCCGAACAACGGACAUUUGUUAGACAGACAUGCCGGGAGUUCACAUCCACGAGGAGGAGUAAAGGAGUUUACUCCUGCAUUUGAGGAGGCGAACAGCCCCACAGAAAAAUGCAAGAAUACAUUCUUUAAAUCAUUAAAGAAGGCAUGGGAGAAUGUAAAGCACCCAUUCCUGAAAAAUGAUAAAGUUGAAACACUGAUUCCUUCAGAGCUUAAUGCGGAUUCAGCAAAUCCUAAUCUAAAGGAUGAUGCUGUUCUGGCCAGCUCUGAAUUAAACACUAAAAUCAAACCGGACAAACGAAUGGCAUUCUUUGACUGUCUCUGGAGGGGCAAGGUGGAGUCAGUGCGGACUCCACAGCUUAAAGCGGAUCCAGCUAUCCCUGAUGUUAGGGAAGUUGUUGAUCUGGCAUCACAGUCAAAGACCUACGUUGGUCCGAAGAAAAAGAAACAAAAGGCUUCAAAGAGCCGCAAAUCUAACCUCCAGGGAGAAAAAGUGACUGUUGUGCCAACUCAACAGCCCAAGGCCAUUUCAGAUAUUCCUGUUGGCAUGGAUGUUCCUGAUCUGGCCUGCCCCCAAUCAAAACCAAAGAUUCGUCCGGAUAAACGCAAGACAUUGAAGCAACGCUUCCUUGGAUGCUUCCGGAGGGGCAAAGUGGAGUCAAUGCCGACUUCACAGAUUGAGGCCGAUACAGCUAUCCCUGAUGCCAGGGAAGUUGUUGAUCUGGCAGAUUGUCAAUGGAAGAGUGUUGGCUUAAAGAAACACAAACAAAAGGCAUCAAAGAGCCGCUCAUUUCACAACCCUUGCGGAAAAAAAGGGAAGAGUAAAGUGAAAAAAGAUGCCGAUCCAGCUAUUCCUGAUGCCAUGGAUGGUGCGGAUUUGGCCAGUUUUGGUGGCAUCACUGCAGCUAAUGGGAGGCUACAGAAGAUAGGUGCCAUUCCAGAGAAUAUUGGGUUAAAAGGUGGCGGAAAUCCCGACCCAAAUAAAGCUAAAAAUCCUGGGUCAAAAGAUGUUGGAAAUCCUGAGGCAAAAGGUGGUAAAAAUCCCAGGCCAAAAGCUUUUGGAAAUCUCAGACUUCCUUGGUUUUUUAAUGCAAAAAUAACUAAAAAUCCUGGACCAAAAGAAGAAGGAAAUCCUGGGGCAAAAGCCCUUGAAAAUCCCAGAAAUCCCUUGUCAGAAGAUGAUAAAGUUGUCAGGCCAAAAGUUAUAAAUGUUGUUCAACAAGCUUCUGAACCGCCAAGCAAGAAGAAACCAGCUGAUCCGUCAGUGCCUAAAGACACUUUUGAUUCUAAAUAUCAACGCUUGGAGGAUGAAGUGCUUGGGUGCGGUGGCUGUGCCAUAGUGUACAAAGGGAUCCGUAAAUCGGAUGGCAGUGAGGUUGCCAUCAAGCGAAUAAUCAAACGAAAGAAUGAAAGGACUCUUCAGAUUCCUGGAUCCCCCAAACCACUUAUUACAGAAGUGGCGCUGAUGCUUAAGUUAAGAGAUGCGCCCUCAUGCACCAAUGUCAUACAGAUGUAUGACUGGUACGAGACUAAACACUUUUACACGCUCGUGUUGGAGUACCCACUGCACAGCGAAUCCUUGUUGCUAUUUGUUCUUCUUGAAGAAAAACUAAGUGAAAAUACAGCAAGACAUCUCAUGCGUCAGGCAGUACUGGCAGUGAAACACUGUCUGGAUUGUGGAGUUUUCCAUACCGACAUCCAUCCCGGAAACUUCUUGGUGCAGCAAUCAACAAUGAGCCUGAAGUUAAUUGACUUUGGGCUUGGACAUUAUCUGACGCAUGAGGCAUAUGAUUCCCGUGACUUUAUGGGAGCUCCAUGUUGCACCCCGCUUGAGAUCGAAACGGCUAAGAAAUUCCACGCCGUGCCAGCAAACGUCUGGGCCAUAGGUACUAUGCUGUACUUCAUGGUGCUUGGAUCUUUCCCCUGUCCUUUAAACGAGUUUAAUUCCGGGAAUCUGGAGACAACUGAGAAGGAUUUAUCAAAGGAAAUCUGUGAUCUGUUAAGUGGUUGCCUGGCCCUGAAUCCAAGUGAUCGUCCGACGCUCAAGCAGAUCUUAGAUCAUGACUGGUUUAAAACUGAGUCUGAUGAAGAAGAGCUACUCGUAUACAAAAUGAGGUUUUAUUUCAGCCUCAGUCGUCAUGACCACAGACCGCUGGCUGAAUGUCUGAUGCAGAUCCUGUCUCAUCCUUGA